GUCCGUGGCCAGGUUUAUUAACGGAGGCUUCGUUUACCUAUCCUAUGUACGAACCAUUCUAUGUACGAAUUUAAUAUACUACUUUAUUUUUCCUCGAUCACAAAUUAAUCUAAGCCGUAUAACGUGGGUUCCCUGUGGUCAAUAUCGAGAGAAGUAAAUAUCCACUACACUACUGGAUGAAAUGCUUUGUUAGCGUCCCAAGUUACCUGGAAACUUGGUAUCUAUUGCCACGACAAAUGAUGGAGCAGUCUUCUCUAAGUACCCUUGAAAAUAUGGCCUCGGAACUGUCUGUAGAGGAAACUGCAAUAGAAGUAGAUCUGAGAAACGGGCAAACGCUCUAUCAUCCCCUUGUGUUAUUAGAAGGAGAUUGCCAUAGAAAGAAGAAAAAUGAAAAGAGCAAGCUUUAUGAGAAAACCCAACAUGUCGACAAGUUUUCAGUCUCCACAAAGGACAAAUAUAGUUCAUCAUCAGCCAUGGAUCAUGUUCUCGUAGAAACGAGAACUAAGUGCACAAAGUGGCCCAUAGUGGAUGAUGCAUUUAAAGCCCUGGUAGUUUUAAUCCCUGGAUCUAAUCUCCUUAAAGUCAAGGUCUGCUUAGACGGUGAAUGGAGGCACAAGGAAUUAAGUCUGAUUUACCAGCCUUUACAGCUUGAAAGGUUUGUACGUGUUGUCUACAUAAAGUGCAGGGAUUCUGAUGGGACAUUUCAAGCUCCGCCUGGUUCUUCUUGUGACAUUGAUGUUGCAAGGCAGAAGUUGGCAUUUAAUGCAAGACUAUUGCAGUCUUUCACAGCCCACAAUUUGUAUAAACAUGGACUUGGAUAUCAAACAUUUAGACUAGAGGAGGACACAGAAGGAGAGCCAUUGGUCCAUGUCUUCACUACUGCUUUAUGCAUGGAAGAGGCUCUUGCUUUGAGUGGAGGACAAUUGUAUGACAGAUUUCACCAAGAGUUGGUGAAUUCAAGUCUCUAUGACAAAAACUGCAAACUGUGGGCCUUCAUGUCAUUUACAAGAUAUAACCCUCCUCUCCCAGAAGAAUUUAAUGAGAAAGACAUUCCAAUGUAUGUGAAAGGGCAUACAGCCCUAGGGGGUGGUAGUUUGGCUCUGUUUGGCACAGGUGGACUUCAUACAUGGGCCUCGUGUAUUGAGGAGGUGUGGCCCUGUUUUACGGACACAAGGAUGAUUGACAAGAGGACACUGUUUGAUGACAGCAGCAGAAGGGGGACAUACUGGGCAAAUUAUGCUACAUGCUUGGGCGCAGCCAUGCAUGAGCUUGGACAUUGCUUUGACCUUGCACAUACCCCUGCAGGUAUCAUGGGCAGAGGGUUUGACGAUAUCAAUCUUGUGUUUACGCUACAGACUACGCUACAGAAAAAGUCCUCAUCUGGCUCUGGUGAGAUUCACCAUAACGAAGUGAAACCUACAUUCAAUGAUAGCAAGCCUGAUGAUAACAAAGCAUCAGAGCACAAUGUCAAAAGAUUGAAAGUAACGCAUGACGCAGGGUCUUACCAAUCACAGGACACUGCUGCUUCUCUUUUACCCCCUGAUUGGACCAGCCAAACAUCUAAUUUCAGCACACAGAGUGCUGCUCAGGAAGCUUGUACCAGCCUACCCAGACCCAUAUCAGCAUUGUCCAGGCCAGUUGUCUGGUCACAUGGGGCUCACUGGUACAGAUCUUCGGCUGUGGUGCUGCGUUAUCACAAAUGGCUUUCAUCAGCACCUUCACAGGACAACUUCAAGAAACACAAUCCCGUCGUGCAUUGGGGGCAUGAUGUGUGUGGCCCUGUUGGUAACUGUGGAUCGUUUGCUCAGCCUGACCAAUCACCCUUUAACGACAGAACGUGGCUAGCCAAUCAGGAAAUGGAGCUCGAUGGUUACGUGAUAUUUGCUAAUAAAUACGUCAAUUUUGUUCAAACCCUUGGAAAAGAUAAAAAGGAAGGCAAAGUCAUAUCUCAGCCUCGAGGUACUGAAGCAGCUGGUCGUCGGUAUGUUUUCCAGUUCACGUCUCCCGAUGAACGGCUCACGUCCAUAGAUGUGCGAGCGGGGGGCUGGGUCGAUGCUAUAAGGCUUCAUACUAAUUUCAAGUCUUCUGUGUGGAUGGGCGGUUCCGGGGGAGACUUGUACGAACUAAGACCACCGGAAGGUAGACGCAUGGUCGGGUUGUUUGGCACCGCUGGAAAGUAUGUUGGCUCAAUUGGUGCUCUGCUUGAUAGUCACAAACCGUCAGAAGAUGAAGAUCUCAUCAUUGAGUCGCCACGAGGUCUUCGGUUGGUUGAGCUGCAGAAUAAAAAGUACGGAGAAGUGUACAAGCAUUGGGAGUUCUUACAAGAUCCGCCUUCACGUCUCGCUCUGCCCAGGAAGGAUAUAGUCCAGGACCAAGCGACCAUCCAGAUUAUCGACGAUGCUGGGAAUAUUUGCCGAGCUGGGUGUGGGUAUGAUUACACGGACGUCUUGGCAGGGACAGUUCCUGCAAGAGUUUCCCCACCUAUCAAUUCCUCUGACCCUUGAACGGUCGUGGCUCAGUUCCUGCAAGAGUUUCCCCACCUAUCAAUUCCUCUGACCAUGAGAGUCGUGGCUCAAACGACGAUGUAGAUAAUGGUGUUUGUAUUUGCCGAAAAGGGUGUGGUUAUAACUCGUCUUAUCUGGAGAGUUGCGGCUUAAUGUCAGGCGACGACGAUUAAGAUGGUCGAAGAUGCAAGCAGUGGUUGCAGAAAGUGCGCUUUACUACGCCAAGACUCUGAGUAUAGUGACAGGGAUAGUUUAUUUGAGACUCUUAUAAUCAAUGAAUAAAUGAAUGAAUAAUACAAUUUAAUUUUUCUAUCACCAUUUCCAUGGGCUCAAUUUUCUUCUUUUAACCUGGAGUGGAUAUUGUCCAGGAUUACUUAGUAAGUAGAGACCCAGAUUAAAGAGAACGAAGGAAACUCAUCCUUCCAAAUCCUGGACAGAAGAACCGAAGGGGCUGGGGUUUAUGCAAAUCAUUUUCAGUGGGAAUCUGAGUAAUUGGCGAGUUCGGAUAGAUUCCGUUUCUUUUUGGCAUAAAUGAACUCAAAAUUAACCUGAAGACAUUUUUUAUUAUAUUUUUUAUUCCUAUUUUAAUGUGUCCCGAUUGGUCCUUUCUUUAGAUUUUGUGAUUAUACCGAUGAUUAUAAUUCUCAGACCCACUGAAAAAGACCGCGACUCUUCGACCUCCCGAAAUUUGAGAACUUGUAGAAUUAAUCCAUGUUUGUAACUUUAUUAUGAUAUUAUCAUGUUAUUUAUAUGAUGUUUAUUAUUA
Molecule: messenger RNA, 3270 nt
Organism: Nematostella vectensis (starlet sea anemone)
Lineage: Eukaryota; Metazoa; Cnidaria; Anthozoa; Actiniaria; Edwardsiidae
Exons: 8
Coding region: 177-2504 (775 amino acids)
Source: RefSeq, a predicted model, not a curated record